Molecule: messenger RNA, 921 nt
Organism: Microthlaspi erraticum
Lineage: Eukaryota; Viridiplantae; Streptophyta; Magnoliopsida; Brassicales; Brassicaceae
Source: the annotation of a GenBank genome assembly
AUGGUCGUUGGCGUUUUCCGGCGAUCUCUCUCUUUCCCGAACAAACCAUCUCCGCCGUCGAAGCCACGUGUCUCUCACCACACUAGAUCCAUCAGUCUCCCUUGCCGAUCCCAUCCCUUAAUCUCACACAUCAACCACGAGAUCUCCCAGCUCAAAUCCUGGUCCUCCUUCGCCGGAGAAACCCAACGCCGCCGCACCACCGCCUGGAUCACCGACGGACUCAGCCUCCUCAACGACGUCCAGGAAACGCUCGCCGAUAUUCUCCACCUCCCGCAAUCUCAGGAAUCUCUCCGUAACCGUCCUGUCUUCUUCGAGAAUCUCCUAGAAGACCUUCUCCGUUUCGUCGACGCCUACGGAAUCUUCCGCUCGUCGAUCCUCAUCCUCCGAGAGUACCAAUCCGCCGCUCAGGUCGCUCUCCGGAAAAAAGACGACGAGAAAAUCUCCUCCUACAUAAAAUCUCGCCGGUCUCUCGCGCGAGAUAUCGCCAAACUAACGUCGUCUAUCCGCGAGCCGAAAACGAAGUAUCAGCACUGCCACGUCGACAUUGUGAACGGAUCUUACGGUGACGCAGAGCUGUCGUCAGUUAUAGGUGACGUCAUCGAAGCGACUGUCUUGGUUACCGUCGCUCUUUUUAACGGCGUCUAUUUGUCUCUCCGUUCCGCGAAAACGACGCCGUUUAUUGGGUUUUUGAAUAGAUCCGAGAGAAAGGAGAAAUGCGACGAAGGAAUCUUGGAGUUGAAGCAAGUUGAGGACAAGAGCUUGAUUGGAUUGAGCAAGAAGAAAAACGAAGAAGUAAAGAUUCUAACGAAGAAGAUGAUGGAGUUGGAGAAUUCGAUACGUGAAAUCGAGUGUGGGAGCGAGAAAGUGUUUAGGGGUUUGAUUACCACUCGUGUCUCACUGCUUAAUGCCCUAACACAUUAA